Molecule: messenger RNA, 1635 nt
Organism: Auanema sp. JU1783
Lineage: Eukaryota; Metazoa; Nematoda; Chromadorea; Rhabditida; Rhabditidae
Source: the annotation of a GenBank genome assembly
AUGUCGGGGGCGGUAAUUGAAAACCUGAGUAACCAAAAGCUUUUUUAUAUUCUAAUAUCGCUUUUUACUCUUCAAAUUGUUUUUUUUCUAAUCGGAGCCUUGUUCGCACCUGUUCCAACCACAUCUAUGGAGUUUGAGAUGUCGAUGUGUAAUGAUCCCUCUAAGGGAGAAUCAAAAAAUUGGUUCUACAUCAGACCCCAAGGGGAAUGUACUCGUAUUGAAGAUCUGGAAAAACAUACGCCAUCUGGUUCUUUCGAUCUUCGAGAGGUAGUGUUCGUUGCUCAAAUGCCACAUGUGAGGAAAGUUGAAUUGAAGUAUUCUCCUUGGUUUCAAUUUCUUCUUGGUAUUCUCCAUGUCGAAGUCAAAUACAGCGAUGUUUUCAAAUACACUCCUGCUGCGAAGUUUCACCUCGAAGUCCGUAUGGGAUACAUGGAUGAUGGCGAUUCACCUGGAACAUGGAAAGACUAUAUAAACACCAAUGUGAGCCGAACUUUGGAUUGUUCCAUCGAUGAAAAAAAGAAAUCGGAUGGCAAUGUUUAUGAUUGUGAUCUGAUUGACUUGUUCCAAUUACCGUCCAACGAUCAUUCCUUUUAUCUUUUGAAUAUUCGUAUACCCAUCGACCAGGAAGCUUGCAGCGAAGAUCCACAGAAAGCUGCUAACUGUUUGCUAGGAAAGAUAACGCAUUUAUCUCUUAUUGCGAUUCACCAGAAUGGAGGAUUCACAGCUAUCUGGCUCUUGUUGAAAACCAUAGUCUCACCUAUCUUGAUAGCUGCAGUCUAUUGGUAUUGGAACAGAAUUACACAUAUGGCUAGACGUCCGAUGCUGUUAGAAAAGGCCAUCAUGGCUUUGGGCUGCAGCAUGGCUGUAUUAGAUUUUCCUAUCGAGUGGUUAUCAAUUCUUGGAAAAGUUCCAUUCUUGCUCUUAUUAGCAGAUAUUCGUCAGGGUAUUUUCUAUUGCGUACUAUUUUCUUUCUGGGUAAUCUUCGCAGGUGAACAUUUGAUUGACGAUACUACAAGGAAUAAUAUAUUAUCAUAUCGUUUCAACUUGUUCUUCAUCUGUGUUGCUUCAACUGCUCUCCUAGUGUAUGAUAUUUUAGAGCGUGGAAUGCAACUGUCAGAUCCCUUCCAUUCCAUAUGGUCUACGGAAAACGGAACAAUGCUUGCUUAUUUAUCGCUUUAUUUGGCAACAUUCUGUACUGUAGUGUACUUCGUAUUUUUAUUUUAUAAAAUAUGGAAGGUUUGGACAACAAUCAAACGGAAACGAGCUGCUCAAUUAUAUAGAACUUGUGAAAAUAGGCGAUUAAAGGUUGAAGGAAUUAUCUACCGCUUUAAGUUCCUUAUGGUCUUCACACUAGUCUGUGCUGCACUAACAAUAGUCUCUUACAGCUUACAACAGCAUGGAGAAGCUCAACUUACAGAUGACGGUGAUGGAAUACUAACUCACAGUACUUCUGCAUUCUUCACCGGCACAUUCGGAAUGUGGAAUAUUUACGUUUUGUUAUUGUUGGCUAUGUAUGCUCCUUCCUACAAACAAUACUCUGGAGCAACACAGCUUAUCGAUGAGAACGAAGAUUUGAUGGACGGAACAACGGAAAGUAAUCCCAUGACAGCUUUUCUCAAGCCUGCCACCGACUAA